Beauveria bassiana ARSEF 2860 is the source of this 933-nucleotide messenger RNA. RefSeq lists its product as uncharacterized. The record is from RefSeq and is a predicted model, not a curated record. Bases 1 to 933 code for a protein of 310 amino acids. Lineage: Eukaryota; Fungi; Ascomycota; Sordariomycetes; Hypocreales; Cordycipitaceae. The transcript has 2 exons.
AUGGUUCUCUACGCAGCAUUGGCCAUUACUGGUUUCGCUGCAUUAACAACAGCCACCGCCGCCGCCGCCGCCCAAACAAACGCUGUCGGCGCCGGCUCCUUCUUCCACAUUCCCGGCCACAGCAGCAGCAGCAGCAGCAGCAGCAGCAGCAGCAGCAGCAGCAUCAGCAGCCGGACCCUCCUCACCUCGCGACAAAAGACCGGCCCCCAGUGCCUCAAGGGCCUGGUCGGCUGCGACACCGAGUGCAUCGACGCCAGCUUCGAGUGCUGCCACGUCGGCCAAGGCCAGGCCUGCGAGGAGGGCUACACCUGCUACAGCCAGGGCUGCUGCCGCAAGGGGCAGACGUGCUCCGGCCCGCCCAAGGGCUGCACCGCCACGACCAAGAUGUGCGACGUGGGCUGCAUCCCCCGCGACCGCGUCUGCUGCGGCCUCGGCGACGGCUCGUCGUGCGACGCCGAUACCGUCUGCCUCGAUUCCGGCCUCUGCGGCCGCCAAAAGAGCGAUAUUGGCCCCGGCAACAGCAGCAGCAGCAGCGGUGUCGGCAGCGCCUCUUCUCGGCCGAGCCAGACAGCGACAUUGUCGACGGGCGGAAGCGGACUGAGCUCGACGGGUACGUCGCUCAGGACGCGGUCGAACAGCGCGAUUGGCGCCAGCAUCACGUCGUCUGUGAGUGAGGUCAGCAGCGGCGGCUACAGUCUGUUGCCAGUCACGUCGACAUUGGGACGUGGAGGUGACGUCUCGUCGGACGUGGCUUCAACGAGCCAGCCGAAACCAACAACCACCGACAAGGCCGCCGCUGGCGCGACGCUGGAAGCACCAGGCUUCAUGGCAGGGCUACUCGCGUCAGCAUUAUACAUAGCUAUUUGGGCAAAUCUCUAUGAGGUUUCACCGGCCGUUCGCACCGUCAAUACAGCGUUGAGCGGGACUCCAUGA